ACGCGAAAGGUUUUUGUCUGUUGCUUUGUGUGAUUCUCGACUCUGUUCUGCGUCUGCGUCCCGUCUCGUGGCCGAAAAUAAAGAAAGAAAGGCGAACGAACGUCGCGUUUCGUGCUCAAUCGUAAAUUCGAAGUGAAAUAAAAAUGUCUCGCAGUUCGUACCUGCUGUGUGUGCUCUUUUUAGGCGCCAGUUGCUUGGUUUUCAGUGCGAGUGGAGCGCGGAAUUAUCGACGGGGCUACAAGACCACCGAGCCGCCCACCACGACCCCGCCCCAGUCGCCCAAGGAGUAUCUGGACAGUCAGCCCGGGAUCUCCACCUUCGGCAUCAUCGCGAUCAUCUUCACCGUUAUCGUUCUCUGCCUGAUCUUCUACUACGGCAUCAUUUGCUACCCCUUGCUGUGCCGCGACGAGAAGAAGUAUCGGUUUAUGGACGUAUCCUCGACCAUCACGGCGGCCACAUCGCGUUCCAUCCAGUCGAUAGAGAACUAUCCCGACCAGAAGCACCACACGUUGGCCUGAGUGGUCCAGACAUCCGAAGGAUCGUGGUUUAGUUGUACUUACAUUUAGUAAUUCGAAAAAGACUUGAAUGCCAGCCAGAAACGAAUAUCUACAGAUUUUAGAUCCCAAGUCGCAACUGACAAGAAGUAUCCCGAAUUUACCUUAAAUAUCUCAUUAUCCCUUGAAUACAGAAACGGGUUUUUUGUUUGGAAAAUACCUUAUCCUAAAUAGGGUCGAAAUUAGUACACACAAAAAUGUGGGUUACUGUAAAAGAAAUUCUUGA
This is a messenger RNA of Drosophila takahashii, 780 nucleotides long. RefSeq lists its product as uncharacterized. The record is from RefSeq and is a predicted model, not a curated record. Lineage: Eukaryota; Metazoa; Arthropoda; Insecta; Diptera; Drosophilidae.